AACUGUCCAACCAAUGGCUGGUCCACCUAGAUGGUAGUUAACUGUGCUUCUGCUUUGCUAUGUGGAGAUGUUGUACUGGACUGUGGUACAGUGUAGACGUAUACUUGUUUAGUUGGAUGCCAUCACAUACAUUUUUGUGUACCUCUAUAUUGUUUGCUGGACAACUGGGUGGUCACUCUUUAUUCUGCUUUACCCUGUUUAUUGUUGUUUUGGAAUCACUUUUUUGGUGAUUUUUUUUUUGAUAUAUUCCCAUCCAUAUAUUGGAACGGAAGACACUUUUUGUGAAUAUAAACACGCUGACAUCUAUUGUCAAAUCUGUAUACACAUUAACUUGUAUAUUCAUCCAAGCAUGCAUCCAUUCAACUCAAACUAUAGCAGAGAGAGGGGACCAAGGCAGCAAGGAUAUAGUACUGAUAAUCAUAGCUACAACAAUGCAGGAAGAAGGCCGGAACAGUGUGGAAAUGGGAACCAGUUUCCUGUGCAAAAUUACUAUGGAAAUAACUCUCAAAUGUGUACAGAUAUGCACGGAAAUAAUCGGAAUAGACGAGGUUUCCAAGGGGGAUGGAACAACUUUAAUCCUCCAAGGCAAUUUCCAAAUCAGCAGUUUUGGUGUCAUGAAGCUGGACAGAGUGAGGAACAAAAUAGGAGACAGAUGGAGCAGCAAAGAAGAAGAAGCUAUCUUGAACAAUUUGGCCAUCCAGAUAUACAGCAAAAUGAAGCUCAAUUUAAUAGGCAUUAUACAAAUUCAUGCAAUGGAAGAAACUAUCAUCCUGAUCAUCUUGGAGAUAGACGAUGCUCUCCUGAGUUUGAUGGGGCAAGACAUAGCAUCAGUGGGCUUUUAGGGGAUUUUCCUAGAGGAAGGCAAACUUCAGGUUUUCAACAUUUAGAAAGAAGACAAAAUCAACAAGAUACUCUGAGACAGCUCAAUUUCAGUAAUAAUGACAUGCACACAAAUUGGGAUUGGAUCAAACCAAAAUUAGUUAGCUUGAUGGAAAUUUACUUUGAUCAGUCUUCUGAAGAUUUCAGUAAUGAGCAACAACCGAUGAGAAACUCUACUCAAUACAGGGGUCAGGCAACAUCUUUUCAAAAGUCCCCUUCAUUUCAGAAAUGUGAAAAAAAGAAGAAAAGAGGCCCUUUUGGUAGAAACUGCCAUGCCAAUCAAGCAACUAAAGUACAAACACAUUCAAAUGAUAAUGGCAGUUUUGAUAACAAUUUCAGUGAUGGACCAACUCACUGUGACAAUAAGGAAAUUGGAAUUGUCAAGGAUAGUGAAAAACUGAUUCCAGCAAUAGCUGCAGGUACAUUGUCUGAUAAAUCAUUGUCAGUUGACCAUUCACCUCAAAAAUAUUCAGAGAGCCAGAACCACAAACUGACAGGUCUUGACACAGAGGGUGAAAACGGUAGCAAUUCCGAUGACAGGAACAAAACGGCACCUACAACUGGAGAUGGCAACUCAAAAGUCUCUCAUGAAAAUAAUCAAAAUCAGCUCUGUGACAUUCAAACUGAAUCAAAUCCGUCUCUUGGUGAAAAUCAACAAAAUAAGGCUCCGUCCCCAAGAAGUGAGCUGGUGGAUGGAUCUGAUUGUCACACAACCCAAACAGAUGAGUCAGCUGUAGAACAUGUUCAACAAAGCAUGGAACUUGUUAGCCUGGAUAGUCAAAAAUGCGCACCACAGGAUAAUCAAGGACAGACAGGUUCACCUAAGCCAUCAAAAGAUGCACAAAAUUUCUUGGCACGACCGACGAGUACAGAAAAGAAUCAGCCAAUUUCUCCAGCUAUGAAGGAAAGAAAACAAUUUUUUGGUGCAUCUCUGCAGAAAGGUGGGGUGGGUACCCCCAAAUGUCCAGAGACAGGAAAAACCUGGUCGUCAGUUGAUUACUUCACAGGAGGUGGACAGGGAAAAGACAAACCAAUUGAAAUUAAUGUUGGUUCAGAAAAUGUUGGUACCAGUACACUUGAAGGAGUUUCUGAAACAUGCAACAAUACUAUUACAAUUGGAAACAGAGAUAAGGAUGAAAUACCUGUGGUAGGAGAAAAGAGCAUCUCAAGGUCAAUAGAAGAACAAACUGAUAGGGGAAAUCAGAACAACACAUCAGUACCUAGAAGGGGACGAGAUGGGAACUGGAAACAACACAUGUCUAAUUACAGGGAAGGAAAUGUGGAAAUACAGGAUAGAAGAGAUCUGUGGCAGACACAUGGUAGGGAAUCAAACAGGGCAGAAAGGACGAUGAGAGAUCAAGGGAAAGAUUCCUACACAGGGGAUCAGCCAUCGAUGUUAAGAGGAAGAGAGACAUACAGAAAACCUGAAGGAAACAAGGUAUGGCAACAACGACCAGAUGAUCAAGGUGAGAAGGUCACAGAUAGGAUGACCUACAGAGAUAGCUACCAACCUGAUGACAGAAGGCCAUAUGAUUGUCAAAAUAGGUUUUCUGAUGAUCGUGAAAAACAAAGGCACUUUGGAUCACCACAGCCUAAUUCACCAAGGAGCCGACAGGAUAGGUCAAAUUAUUAUUCACAGAACAGACAUUUUGACAGGAAUAGAGCACAUCAUUACAUAAACAGUAGAGAGGAAUUAGAAAUGGAACCAAGGAGGAGGACAGAGAAUGAAUACAGGAGAUCAAGGGAUUCGGGAAAUACCUUUUCACCACAUGGUAGGAACCAAGGUCAAGUCUCAUACAGUAGUGGGAGAUCUUACAACAGCGAUGGGUGUAAUGAUAAUAAGACUAGAUCUUCAUACACAGAUUUGAGUUCUGAUGGAAGGAUUGCAGAAAAAAUAGGAAGUACAGGUGUUGGUGGUACGCUUAAAUCUUACACUGAUAAAAAAUGUGUUCCAGAUCAUAAAAUGAGGUCAAAAUCUUUUGAUGGGUCCAAGGAACAAUCAGGUCAAAGUUCAGCUGGUUUUCAAAGUACAGAUCUAAAGAUGGUUCAGUCUACCAGGAUGGAACAAGACCAAAAGAACAGUGAAUUAAAGGAGCCUGACAGGAAGGAUAUCGAACAAAAGAUAAAUAAACAAAAGAUAAAUGAACAAAAGACAGAUGAAGCUAGGAACACCAAUGAAGAACAAAGAAGCAUGGUUGAUUCUACCAUCUCGGGACAAAAGUCUGACAAUGCACAAAGGAAUCAAACUGCGUACAAGGCUGAAAGAAGUGGAAGAACAGCAUCAGAGACUGAAGUCUCUACAGAUGCAGGUGACAAAAAUCAAUAUGGUCAGGAUAUGUCUUUUGCUGAAUCCAAGGAACUUCCCAGUCAGUGUUCAACAAAUUUUCAAAGUACUGACCAAAAGAUAGUGAAGCCUACUGUGAUGGAACAAGACCCCAAAAUCUGCACCAAGGAGAGUGAGAAUGAAUCGAACAGCAAGGCCAUUGAGCAAAAAACUGAUGAAGCUGGAAACAAGAGUACAGAUCAAAGCAGCAGCAUGUAUCCUACGAACACAGAACAAAUGUUUGACAAAGCACAACAGGGGCAAAUCAUAGAAAAGUCAGGAAACAACAGUAGAAUAGAAACAGAGAUGGAAGUUGUAAUUGGCAAUGAUGAUCAUGGUCAAGAUAGUUCUCUUCAAAGCAAUACAACAAGACCUGAGGAGAAAGCAGAAUCAGUAUCCAAUCAUCGAAGUACAGUUCACCAAGAUUCUAGUCAUUCUCACACUGAGACAAGGACAUCAAUAUUAUAUGACGUUACAGAUUCAAAUCAAGACAAAAAAGAACCUUCUCCACCACAAUUUACACAAGGGCAACUUGAUCUGUCUGAGAGACAAGAACAUUUAGAUGAAAUUGAAACAGUUUUUCCAAAACAAAAUAGUCAGGAAAAUCUAGAAUACUCCCAACAAGCUAAAUCAUUCGGUAAACAUCACACACAAACUUCAAGGGUAUCUGCUCAGGAACAGUUUGAGAAAGGUUUUGUGUCUACAAAAUCAGAUAAAAAUCCAGUCUGUAGUUUUGACAAAAAUGAAGAUGCUCGAUCACCUUUAUCUACAAGAUAUCUGGAUGAAGGUGAAGGAAAGAGUUUUGGUAAAGAGGGCCACAGUUAUAAGCAAACAGUAUCUAUGAAGUUAUUUGACGUAUGCAGAAUGGGUAGUUCUAAAAAUGACAAGGAUGGCCAAUCUCCCAAGAGACGAUACACAUAUGAAGGAGAGUCUCCAAGACAUGCCAGGCAGCCCUCGGGGUCCAACCAAGGGAUAGGCAGUAGUAAGGACAGCGAUACAGUUAAAGACAGAAACAGGAAUGUGAGUGGAGGAAGCACACAUUCUUCUGAUACGGGAAGGUCAAGGUCACAUUCUAGGGACAUAGACAGUCAUGUUAAAGACAAAAGAACCAACACUUCACAUAGACAUAAAUGUAAGAAAGUGGCUAGGGAGGGAAGUUAUGAAAGUAGUCUUAACAGUGAUUCAAGUUCUGGUUAUCCUGAGCAUUCUCACAGGCAUCGACAUAGGUCAAAGGGAGAUAAAUCUAAUAGUCAUAGGCACAGUCACAGAUCAAAAGGUGAUUCAUGGUCUCAGGGUGAGAGAAAAGAAAGUUGUGGACCAAGAUCAAAAGAUAUGGGCACCAGAGGUACUAAUCAAUCAACUGAUAAGCAGAGAGGUGGAGACACAAAUAGGUACAGCAGGCUGGAAAUCGAUGCAAGGAGUUGGAAAGAAAAAGAUCAUUACGCUGGAGGUAGUGAUGUUGACAUAGACGAAGAAGACUCGGAUGAUGAACUGGAGACUCCAUUUUUCCUCACAUCACUAACAGAGGCAAGCUCCAGACCAAUUCCAUCCACACCUACCAAGGGGAUUAAUGCUUCACAUACAGAAUCACCGAACCCAUCCUGCAGUCCACAGAUCUCGCUGGCCCCACUGUCUUCAUUUAACUCUGGUUUCUCAUUGGAUGUGUUACUAGCUGAGGCCAUUGAUAAGACAUCAGAAGAACGACAGUGUGAAGAUAUGCAUGCAGCACUAGAGGAGGGGCUAAGGAAGGGUGGAUUUGUGAAGGAUACUCUGGAGGUCACAGAAGAACCUGCUGUGGAUGAAGACCUGCUUCCUGAACAUCAACUCGAGCUAAAAAAGUUCCAGAUCUGUAAGAGUGAGAUGAGUGAGGUUCACCCUGGGGAGAAUAUUUUCCUUGGCAAUAGGUACCAGUGCCUGUUUAAUGCUGACGUCUCUCUCCAGGCAUGUGGCUUUGUCCCAGGAACAACCUACAUUGAUAAACAUCUCAUCUCUGUUCAACCAGCUGAUUACAUGACACUGCUGACCUCGGACAUUAUGCUGAUGUGUUUUGAUGCCAUCUCCUGCCAGGAUGCUGUACUGCGGUGGUUAUUAUUUAUCAUGUCAGUGCAUCCAAGCCACCUUCUGAUAAAUUGCUGCUACAAAACUGUCCAGGAACAUCUUUACUCUUGUCAGCAUUUUACCUGUAAGACAAAAUAUACCUGGUCUCCUGCAGUGACAGAUAUACUCUCCAUACUCUGUAACUAUGGAGCAGAUGGAAAUAAAUUACUGCCAAAGUCAUUGGUGCCAGAUACAGAAUAUGUCAGAAACAGUCUCUUCCAGCAAAAUAUGGAGAUUCCACAAGCUGGGAAAUACAAUCGUGAAAAUUUCCGUCUGGUUCUUAAUUCUCUGGCCAUGGCAUUCCAAAUCAGGCCCAAGUAUACCGACAGCCAGGUGACACAGAUGAUUGUCAUGCUUUGUAAAGCAGCUCUCGACAAAUCCCUAAACAACUUCAUGUUGACCCAUGAGUUUGAAGUUGUGCUGGCCUCCUUGUUAAAGUUGUACACAGACAUCGACUGGACCACUCAGUCCUUGACAUUGUGUCGAGAGUUAUCCUGUUUGACAGAACAUCAUCAUAACCAGGUGUACCUUGCACAGUUACUUCCCCCUACCACUAAAGGGAAUUUUCUUCAGCGCCGUGUCAGCUUCCUGAUGAUACACAAACUGUUUUACCCAGAACAGAAAGUUUCUGAUGAUGUUAUCAUGCAGUUUCAGCUGAAUCGGGUUCACAAUGUUCUGCCUAAGUUACAAGGCCUGGCUGAUGAGGACAUCUAUCUGUUAUCAAGCUGUGUUAGUCUUCUAGACCUCUGUAUUGGCAACGGGCUCAUCAAAUCUGCUGAAAAAGGUGAUUUGGAGUACAUCACAGAACAAAUGAAAAAGCUGACUGGAGAAGUGAGAGAUAAUGUCCAGAUGCUAGACAAGACUCGAAUAAAAGACAUGAUGAUAAGAAUUACAAGCAAGUGGACUUUGGUUCUCCUCAGUAUCGGCAGCAAACAGAAAACUCUUUUUGAGUGUCCAGGGAAUUUCCGUAAGUCUCCAGCAGAAUUGAAGAUUGAAACUGUGGAUGCAAGUCAGACUGAUCAUGCUUCUGAAACUGAAGAAGAAGAUUCUCAGUCCGAGGAGGAGGAUCAAGUUUCUUCGGAGAAGCCCAAAACAAAAGUGAAAACAGUGACAAUUGAUGUGAAGGAUCAGGAUGCAUGUUCAACAGGUGAUGACAGAAUGGAUGUUGAUGAGGACGAUGAUGAUUUACCAGAAUUAUAAGACUACCACACUGGAUUAAAUUAGGUUGUAUUUUGGACAAAGAGCUCAUGAUUUUUAAGUGGUGACAAAAUGUCUUCAAACGGCUGUGGUAUAUAUUUUGAGUUCACUUGAGCCAAUGCCUUAUAUUAGCUAGUAUUCAAAAAUGAAGGACAACAAUGUAAUUUCAAAAUUAACAAAGACGCAUUUUGUUUGGUGGACUUAAUUAAUCUCCAAAAUUAUUUGUAUGAAAGCUGAAUUUUUAGCAGCCAUUUGAAGCAGAUGACAAUUAUAGGGACACUUAAUAUUGUCAUACAUGUAGCAUUAAAUAUUUAAACACAUUAAGAUGAUUGUGACAUUAUCUCUGUACAAAUAUGAUAUAAAAUUGGAAUGCCCCACCAAACGCUCACUACUGAUUUUAGACAAACUACUAUUAAAAAUGACAGAAAUUUUUUUAUAUUAAAUGAUUAAAAUAGUUGUAACUGUAUCUGUUUACCAUUUUGUGUUUAUUUUUAGGACAAGGACAGCAUAAUAUUUUUCUAAUAAAGAUGGUUUGGUAAAGAUGUAUUUGGGAGAAACAAAUCUCAAGUAAAUUUAUAAUUUUGUAAUUUCAUAUACAUGACCUAUGACAUUUAGUGCUGUAUGGCUAUUUUUAGAUUCCUCCAGAUAUGUUCAAGAAUUGACUAAUAUGCUUACUUUCAUGAUCUAUGUUAGUAUUGUGAGAAAUCAAAUUGUGUCAUGAAAAUGUCUUUAAACUUCUCAAUUAUUAUAUACAUGUAUAACAUGAAUAAUGUAGUUAAAAGUUUGAUAUAAUUUAAUGACAUCUAAUGUAAAACAAGCAUAAAGAGGCUUUGAAUUCCAACUUUGUCAUUGGUGCACAUGUGUUUGUUGCUUCCAUGGCCCAGGUCAUAUAAACAUUCCAGUACAGGUAAACAAUAAGGUUUCAUCAGAAACUCUGCGAAAGUUAAUCUACAAUUUAUAUUUAGACUGGACCUGUGUAUAAUGAUGUAGGAAAAAAGGCAGUUAAUUUUAAUUUUAACAAUGUUGGGAUAUUAUAGUACAGAAUAGUCAAAGACAAAACAAAUCUGUCACAAUAUUUUAAACUUCCAUAUGUAUACAUUAAGAUGUCUGUCAGCAUUAUAGUAAUUAAAAAUAACAUUGCCUAGAUAAUCAUCUCAUUUUACUUUGGAGUAACAAUUUUCAAAAGGCUAGACCUACAAAUAUAACAGGAUAUUCCCUAUGUAAUAGUAAUUGAAGAUAACAAUGACUAGAAACAAGACACACACAAAAAAACCCAAUAAAAAACGGUGUAAACAUUUAAUUAAUAUGUAAAUAUUUCAUAUUAAUAGACAAUCAGUUAUGUAAGGAAAGCAAAGCUGCAACAUGCUAUUGACAUUUAAUUUUUUAUACUAUAUUGAUAACUUUAAAAAAUUACAGUACUAUGUAAGUAGGGUGAUAUGGAGAGGGUUCAAGUGACAGAGUUGUACGUGUAGUGUAUAUGAUGGAGAGGGGGGGGGGGGGGGGGGGAGUUGUACGUGUGUAUGUAGAGAGAGGGAUCAGAAUGGUGACAUGAUAUAAGCUGUACAAUUUAUGUCGGAUAUUGUAAUUGUUUGAAAUGUUAUGUUUUUAUUAAAACUAAUUAUUGAAGGUU
This is a messenger RNA of Pecten maximus, 8126 nucleotides long. RefSeq lists its product as uncharacterized. The record is from RefSeq and is a predicted model, not a curated record. NCBI's taxonomy places the organism in Eukaryota, Metazoa, Mollusca, Bivalvia, Pectinida, Pectinidae. The transcript is spliced from 20 exons. The coding region runs from base 350 to 6499 and encodes 2049 amino acids.